UCGUUUCUUUUUAAUAAGGAAUUUUCAACGGAAAGGAGUUGCGAAUUGAGUAGCGCGCCAACUCGAUCUGACGACAGCGACAACGACGAUAACGACGUUUCAUUGGCUCGAUUUCUCUUUAGUUUUCAGCUUGACGACAAACGGUUAAUCGACUUUUUCGUGCACGUUUAAAAAAGCUUGAUUUUCUUUCGUUCGGUUUUUUUUUCUUUUUUUUUUUUAAUCGUAAUUAUCACGCGUGUGUAAAAACGUGUACGUGUGCGUGCGCGUGUACGUGUGCGUAUUCCUCCUCGUUUCCUCUCUUCUCCAGAAACGUGCAUCUCCUCUUCUGGAAACGUGUGCUACUUAUUCGAAUCAACUUCGUUGAAAAAAGAAGAGGCGGGAUUUUCAAAUUCAAACCUAUCGAAUAUUCGACCAGUUCUUUUUCUACUUACUACGCACACAUGCCGAAGUCGGGUUCUAAGUGGAGGUUCUGGAGAAAGCAGAAGAGAUCUCCUUUGGAACAAAAAAAGGAGGAAAAGGAGGAGCUAAAAAAGUGCAAACGAAAACGGGAAGACGAAACGAAGGAUACCGUAACGAUAAGUCGAAAAAAGGACGAGACCACGAGUACGAGUCAGGAUUGCAAGAGGAAAAUAAUGGAGAAUAUGUUACCUAAGUGCGAGGCUCGACUACCAAAAGUCACCCCGAUCACCGACGAUUACGAGAUCAGUAAUCACGUUCUGGGGCUUGGUAUUAACGGGAAGGUCGUACAAUGCUACGAUAAAAAUACUAGGGAAAAAUAUGCCCUCAAGGUUUUACACGAUUGUGUUAAAGCGAGAAGAGAAGUUGAAUUACAUUGGAGGGCGUCCAAUUGUAGACAUAUAGUCCAAGUAAAGGAUGUAUAUGAAAAUUCGUAUAGUGGAAACAAAUGUUUACUUGUGGUAAUGGAAUGUAUGGAAGGUGGUGAAUUAUUUCAAAGGAUUCAAGAUCGACAAGACAGUGCUUUUACGGAAAGAGAAGCUGCACAAAUAAUGUACGAAAUAUGUGUAGCUGUAAAACAUCUGCACGAUAUGAAUAUUGCUCACAGAGAUCUCAAACCGGAAAAUCUUUUAUAUUCCAAACCAGAUAGUACGGGAAUUUUAAAACUAACUGAUUUUGGAUUUGCCAAAGAAACACAUAUGAAAGAUACAUUACAAACUCCUUGUUAUACGCCAUAUUAUGUUGCUCCAGAAGUUCUGGGACCAGAAAAAUACGAUAAAAGUUGCGACAUUUGGUCGCUUGGUGUAAUAAUGUAUAUACUAUUAUGUGGCUUCCCACCGUUCUAUAGUAAUCACGGUUUAGCGAUAUCACCUGGAAUGAAAAAAAGAAUUCGAUUGGGUCAAUAUGAUUUUCCUGCUCCAGAAUGGUCUAAUGUAAGUGUACAAGCUCGUGAUCUCAUUAAAGGAAUGUUAUGCACAGAUCCAGCACAAAGAUUGCAGAUAGACGAAGUGAUGCGCAAUAAAUGGAUUGCCAAAUAUACAGAAGUGCCUCCUACGCCUUUGCACACUGGUCGUGUAUUAAGGGAAGGUGAAGAACUUUGGCCCGAGGUACAAGAAGAAAUGACUCGUUCUUUAGCUACAAUGCGGGUAGAUUACGAUACGGCAAAUCUUAAACAACUCGAUCAUACCAAUAAUCCAUUAUUAAACAAACGUAGACGCGCUAAACAAUCCAGCGCUAUUCCACCUACCGCUAAUCCAACUCCUGCUUCCUAGGAGGAUGUUUUAAGAGCCAGACACAACUGGCAUUUUUUGAUACGUCGAUGCAUUAGGUACAGCAUUAUUACAAUGCGGAUUGUUUUUUGACGACUUGCAUCAUCAUGCAAAGGAAACAAACUUGCAAAGUAGAUUAUUAUUUUAAAAGAAAUUAAUUGUGUGCAUAUGAGUGCACAUACAUAUAUGCAUGAAGGAUUAACAUGCAUUAUUGCUCGAUAUAUCGAGAGUUCUCUCUCUCUCUCUUUUUUAACUAUUGUAACAUUUUUAAUAUUAAUUAUUUGUACAAUUGUUUGAAAUAAUUUGCAAAACUUUUUUAAUCAUAGACGCAAUAAUAAACUUUAGUAUCAUUGUUCUUGAGCAAUAAUAGCAUGUAUCCUUCAUACAUAAUCUGUUUUAAUAAUUUAUAAUUUUUUUUCUAAACGAUACAAAAAUAUGGCCUGAUCAACAUUAUUUUAAACAUUAAUAUUCUAAAGGAAAUUAAGAGUAUAAAAAAGAAAAGUUAUUAGCAAAGAAAAAAUAAUAUACAAUAUUCGUUGAAGAACUAAUAGGUAUAUGUCUAAUUUCAUUUGAUAAACAUUUUUCUAACGAUAUAUUUACGUGAUAUCAUAUCAACGAUAUAUACAUAUAUUAAUUGCUGAAACUUAGUACAAAUUAUUCAAUUUUAUAAAUUUUUCGUUCUAGAACGUAAUCUUUACAAUGGCCUCUCAUCUAUAUAUAUCCCGAAAAAAGCUUUGAGUGAUUGAAUGUAGAGUAAUCAUGAUAUAAUAUAUAUUCUAAGAUAUAUUUGUUUCCAAAUUGAAAUUUGUUUAUUAUAUAAAUACAGCAACAAUUUACAUCACUUCUUUUUAAACCGUCCAAACUGCAAAAUGCUAGAAACAGAAAAUAAUAUCAAAUUAGAUAUUGUUAAAUACGAUAUCGCAUUAGUACGAAAUUAUUUAUGUUGAUUGUAAAAUGAUAACGAGAUUCUAAGAAAAAGUAUUCACUGAAUGAUUAAAAGUCAAUGUGAUUACUUGAUAAAAUAAUUAAUCGAUUUAUUCAGACGCUUCACACUGAUCUUUGUAUUAUUAACAUCUCACUACUUCAUGAAAUUUUCGCCUAAACAACACGAAUUUAGUGUUCCUCUUCGUCAUUUCACUAAAGUUUUAAGAAUGAAUAAAACUAUAGCAUUGAAAAUACAUUAGAACAAUUAUAGAGAAUAGAAUUAUAUGAAGUAUAAUACUUUAAAGAGUAUAUUUUUACCAAUAUGUUGAAAUAAAAAAUAUUACUUUAAAAUAUAUUAAUCGUAAUGUUGGUAUAGAAAUAUACUUGAAAAUUAAGGUGAUCAAAUAAAAAUAUAGAUUUUACUUGAUUAUAAGUGGAUAGUGUGUGUAUAAAUUUGAUUAUAUUUUAUAUAAAUAAAUUUAGUAUAAAUAUUUAAAGAAAAUAUAUCGUCAAUAUCGUCAAUCAAUAACUAAAUAUUAAGAAACAGAGUAUAGAUCAGACUGUUUUUUAUUUAGAAGUGACUGAUAUCUAUUAAAAUUGUAAAUAUUCUUUAGGAUAUAUAAAAUUUGUAGUUGAGAAAACGAAUCGUAUAUCAUUGAUUUAUAGAAUUUAUUCAGGGUGGUGCUACUAUUUUCAAAUCUUAAAUAUAUUAUAAAAGCAAUUUUCAGUAAAAAAUUUAUUUACUAAGACAGACGAUAUAAAGUUAUUAAUAUCAUGAUUAUACUGGCCUUAUAAACGAUUAUCCUAAAUUAGGUGUCUUUUCAUUCAUACUUGUUCGGUUAGAAGUAGAAUCACGGAUUGGAUGAUUAUAUGAAUUAUAAUGAAUGCUGAUUUGACAUGCAUUUAUGAAACUCGACAAUAAAAAUGUGAAUGUUCAAUUAUAGAAUUACUAUUUCAUCUCAUUGUAUUUCUAUGUAUCACAAAAGAAUUUUAAUUUUUAUCACUAUUAUUAUUAAACGAAAACCAAGCAAAACGCGAAAUAAAACGAACGGAAUAUUUGUAACAGUUAAUGCUUAGAAGAGUUAUAACUCAUUUGAUAUAAAUAUAAUGCAGAUAGUGAAUUAUAAUGUUCAUGCACAUGACAUACUAUUUCUGAUUUCAAAAUGAUACAAAUUUUAAUAAGGCUAUUACUUUUAUUGUUUCUUUUAAUGCCAUCAACAACUCUAGUAACAAUCAUGCACCAGUAUACAGUAUACACUGUUCUGUAGAUACAAGUAUUCUUAUAUUAUGUUCUUUCUCAAUAUGCGUGAGUGAUAAUGCAUAUAUAAUUCCUGAUAAAUAUUGAUCGAACUUUAUGACCAGUAUCUUGCAGGAAUAUAUAUACUGUAAGUACUUACAUUUAUUAUUGUUAAAAGUACUUGCAUCUUAAUGAGAAAAGAUUCAUUACAUCUAUGUAUAUCAAAAUAAAAAAAAAAAUAUGUUGAAUACAAAGUUAUACAAAAUUAUAAAUAAAAUAAUUUUUAGAAACAUAAAAAUUUCUUCUUUUGCCUAGCUAUUUUAUUUACUCAGUGAAAGUAGCAGAUUUAUUUAAUUCGUAUAUCUUUUUUGAAAAUAUUUAGAACUUAAUUAAAGUUUUGCAUGAGAAACAAAUUAUGCUUUUUUACUUACUAAUUUAUCGUUUAUAGCAUUACGAUUUGUUAAAUCUUAAAUGUAGAAUAAAUUUAAGAAUAUACAAUCAGGUAUAAAAUAUGAAUAAAUUACUUAUAAUAAUUAUAAUUAAAAUGAGUCUUGUAUACUGAAUGUUUGUUACAAACAGUCGUUAAAAAUGCAACAUCACAUUUUGAAAUGAUUGAUUCAUAUAAAUAUACUAUCCUGUAGAAAAUACACUAGAUAUGCUAAUUUUUUCACACAGCUCUGGAAUAAGUAUUUUCUGUACGAAUGAUUUUUUUUUUUUUUUUUUUUAUAUAUAUAUUAACGAUUAUAAAAUUUGAAAUAUUGAAAUUCUUUUGAAUUUAGUUAAUAACAUUUAUUUUAGAAAUGAAAGGGAAUAUGAACCUAAUUAGAUAUCUGCAAAAACAAUAUAAUGCAUUUAAUCCUAUUAUAAUUGUGCACAGAAUAUUUUAUAAUAUAUGAUAAGAUAAAUCUAAUACCUAAUUAGAGAAAUACAUUAGGAAAGUAAUUUCGAGUAUAGAAAAAGAGAAAUAUUUUCCUUACAUACUUCUUGAACUCAAUAAUACAUAUCAAAACAUGCUAAUUAAAUGAAUAAUGACAUAAUAGAUUUCAUAGAAAUCAAUAGCUAUUGUAAAAAUUAUCGCGUGAUAAAUACAUCUGAACUUUCCAAAAAAAAAAAAAAGAAA
Vespula vulgaris is the source of this 5005-nucleotide messenger RNA. It is a transcript of the gene MAPk-Ak2, whose product is annotated as MAP kinase-activated protein kinase 2. The transcript has 9 exons. The record is from RefSeq and is a predicted model, not a curated record. Gene Ontology annotation, cellular component: cytoplasm; nucleus. Bases 441 to 1727 code for a protein of 428 amino acids. Gene Ontology annotation, molecular function: calcium-dependent protein serine/threonine kinase activity; calcium/calmodulin-dependent protein kinase activity; calmodulin binding. Lineage: Eukaryota; Metazoa; Arthropoda; Insecta; Hymenoptera; Vespidae. Gene Ontology annotation, biological process: peptidyl-serine phosphorylation; intracellular signal transduction; protein autophosphorylation.